AUGCUGCCACUCUUUUCCACGACCACUGCUGCCACCAUGUUGCAGAGCUUCGGCCAGUCCCAGGACUGGCUUUGUUCAGAGCCACUGUUUGACGAUGAAUUCUACCAGAAUUUGGUGAAAAACCUGGAAUCUCUCCCCACUCCGCCUCAGUCUCCUCCAAUGAAGCCCUCUGAAACGUCUGACACAAAGCCCCUGUCCAAGGAGGACCAGCUGAGCUAUGUCUCGAACAUCCUGCUGGAAGAUUGUGACAUGAAUGCACUAAGCUGGGACUGCGAUUUGUUUGAGGAGAAGGAUGCCAGUCCCACCAGCAGCCAUUUGGAGGACAGCCCUGAAUAUUUCCUGUUGACUGAGCUGGGAAAAGGUUUCGAUGACAAGUUGGUUUCCUCAAUGUUGAGCUCCAGCCCUCUGCUGUCGGACAUUGACACGAGUAUCUUUGAAGAAAUUGCUGGCUCCACUCUGAACUGCCAGGCCUUGCUAGAGAACACACCAGAGGGAAGCGAAGUGACAUCGGAUUAUGGGUCCACAGGAGGAGAGCUGUCUAACUACUCGUCCUCAGACUCUGAGGAAGAAAUCGACGUGGUGACUGUGGGCCGCCGCCCCUCUAGCCCCUCCCCUCUGCCCUCAUCGGCCAACAUCAGACAGAGGGAACACGACGAGGCGGAGCAGCAGCGACUUGCCCUCCAACGCCACAACGCAGAGAUCCAUCAGCAGCACAACUACGCUGCACCGUGCCCCGCCUCGCCCCCUCCCUCACAUAGUCACAAACGCUCACGAGACGGCUCUGCGCGCCAUCACCACUCACACAGGAACUCCUACGGAUCAUCCAACACGUCGUCCCAUGUCUCCAUCUCUACGCGGUUUAGCUCAAGAAACUCUGUGGAAACUGAGGACGAGGAGGAGCGGCGGCGAACACACAACGUCAUGGAGCGACAGCGGCGAAACGAACUAAAGAACUGCUUUGUGCACCUUCGCGACAACGUGCCCGAGCUCACGCGCAACGAUAAGGCCUCCAAAGUGGUGAUUCUGAAAAAGGCGCGGGACUGCAUUUUCAGCCUGGAGAGCGACUCGCGCAGGCUGCAAAAGAAAAGGGACCAACUGAGAGUGCGUCAAGAGGAGCUAAAAGCUCGGCUUACACGGCUACGAAGCUAA
Knipowitschia caucasica is the source of this 1149-nucleotide messenger RNA. NCBI's taxonomy places the organism in Eukaryota, Metazoa, Chordata, Actinopteri, Gobiiformes, Gobiidae. The record is from the annotation of a GenBank genome assembly.